Molecule: messenger RNA, 1405 nt
Organism: Aphanomyces invadans
Lineage: Eukaryota; Oomycota; Saprolegniomycetes; Saprolegniales; Verrucalvaceae
Product: histidinol-phosphate transaminase
Exons: 6
Coding region: 61-1341 (426 amino acids)
Biological process (GO): L-histidine biosynthetic process
Molecular function (GO): L-histidinol-phosphate:2-oxoglutarate transaminase activity; pyridoxal phosphate binding
Source: RefSeq, a predicted model, not a curated record
UGCGGCGGUGUUUCUGUGCCACGGAAUAUCGCCGAGUGCAGCUCCAUUGACCGAUUGGACAUGACGAAGGUACCUGUCGAGCUGAUUGCGACCUUUGGCGUUGGGCUAAGCGCUGGCCUGCUCUUGCACAAGUAUGCCGUCGCAUCAAGGACGAACGAGGACGUAUCGCCAAUGCAUGGUCUCUUACCAGAAGACGAGCUGGACGAAGUUCGACGCCUGGUGCGACCGAACAUCCUGAAACUGACGCCAUAUCGAUGUGCUCGCGACGACUACAGCGAAGGCACGCUAUUAGAUGCCAACGAAAACAGCCUUGGCCCUCCCUUGGAGGACGACCAUCACCUACGAGACGAAGGGUUGGAGCGGUACCCGUGCCCAUACCAAGUCGACCUGAAGACCGCCGUGGCGAACUUGCGCCAGCGCGACAGCAGCUCUCCACUUGAGGACAAGCAUGUCUUUCUUGGCGUCGGUAGCGACGAAGUGAUCGACCUGAUGAUCCGCAUUGCGUGCAUUCCACGCGUCGAUUCGAUCUUGAUCACGCCUCCUACAUACGGCAUGUACAGCGUAUGUGCAGACAUCCAUGACGUCAACAUCAUCAAGUCGCCGCUCGUCUUGACGCUACCCACGGGCAGAGAAACCCUCCCGUCGUUUCACAUCGACCCCGACCACAUUUUGUCCGUGGUCACCCCGUCGACCAAAGUCAUGUUCCUGUGCAGCCCUGGCAAUCCGACAGCGAAUUCCCUGCGUGUCGCAGAUAUCGAGCGCCUCCUUGCGUCGCCAAAGUACAAGGGUUUCGUCGUCGUUGACGAAGCCUACAUCGACUUUACCGGCAGCGACUCGAGCAGUCUCGCUCCUCUUGUGACCAAGUACCGCCGACUGGUCGUGACCCAGACGCUAUCCAAGGGAUUUGGCCUGGCAGGGAUUCGCCUCGGGAUUGCAUUUGGCGACCCGGCAUUGAUUCAGUUGCUAAGCAACGUCAAGGCGCCGUACAACAUCAACAAACUGUCUUCCAAAGUUGCUCUCGAUGCACUGGUCAACGUCGACCGGUUGCAUGCGAACGUGCGCGUCAUUUUGGAAGAGAAGAAAAAAGUGAUCGAGGCACUCCAGGCGUCGCCGUACGUGAAGACUGUGUACGCGUCCGACUCGAACUUUGUCCUGUUUGAGUGCGCCAACGCGUACCAAGUGUACCGCAAGAUGGCUGAAAACGGCGUCGUGAUUCGAUACCGAGGCAACCAACAUCUCCUGAACAACUGCCUUCGUGCCACGAUCGGGUCGCCCGAAGAAAACAACCGAAUGCUCACCAUGUUUGCCGCGGUGUCUGCGGAGGAAGCAUCCAUGAGCUAGACGAACGAUACAGUGUUGAAUGGAAGACCCGCUACGACGAUAAUGGCGUCGAAUGUCCUUAUCA